UGGCUCUGUCAUAGCGGACGCCGCAGCCGGGAGCUGCAUGCGACGCGCGGCGGCGUCUCCCGCCGCCUGCUUUCUCCGCGGCGCGCACGGACCAGCGGUAGAGCGCCGGAGCCGCGGGUUGGGGCGACUGCGGGGGCGCCCUCCCGCCCGGCCGCCGGGUCCCACCCGCAGCCCGUGGCGGCGGGCGCCGAGCCCAGCUUUGUAGGGAGCCAAACUCAGAGAGACAGACGAGAUGGCUAGCUCAGCCCGGGAGCAUCUGCUUUUUGUGCGGCGUCGAAAUCCCCAGAUGCGGUACACAUUGAGCCCAGAGAACCUGCAGAGUCUUGCUGCACAGAGCUCCAUGCCGGAGAACAUGACCCUGCAGCGAGCCAACAGCGACACGGACCUGGUGACUUCCGAGAGCCGCUCCAGCUUGACUGCCAGCAUGUACGAGUACACACUGGGACAAGCCCAGAACCUCAUUAUCUUCUGGGACAUUAAAGAGGAGGUGGACCCCAGCGAUUGGAUUGGACUUUAUCAUAUAGAUGAGAAUUCUCCAGCCAACUUCUGGGAUUCUAAAAACAGGGGUGUGACUGGAACACAAAAAGGACAAAUCGUGUGGAGAAUUGAGCCUGGGCCCUACUUCAUGGAACCGGAGAUAAAAAUCUGUUUUAAAUAUUACCAUGGCAUUAGUGGAGCCCUGCGAGCCACGACCCCCUGCAUCACUGUGAAGAACCCAGCUGUGAUGAUGGGGGCAGAAGGCAUGGAAGGAGGCGCUUCAGGAAAUCUGCAUUCUCGGAAGCUGGUCAGCUUUACCUUGUCAGAUCUUAGGGCAGUUGGGCUAAAGAAAGGGAUGUUCUUCAAUCCUGACCCUUAUCUUAAGAUGUCCAUUCAGCCAGGGAAGAAGAGCAGUUUCCCCACCUGUGCCCACCACGGGCAGGAGAGAAGGUCUACUAUCAUCAGUAACACCACUAAUCCCAUUUGGCACCGAGAGAAAUAUUCCUUUUUUGCACUUCUAACCGACGUCCUGGAAAUUGAAAUUAAAGACAAGUUUGCCAAGAGUCGUCCUAUUAUCAAACGUUUCCUGGGGAAACUAACCAUUCCAGUCCAGAGGCUGCUGGAGCGACAAGCCAUUGGGGAUCAGAUGCUCAGCUACAACCUUGGCAGAAGGCUCCCGGCUGACCACGUGAGUGGGUACCUGCAGUUUAAAGUGGAAGUCACAUCUUCUGUCCAUGAAGAUGCAUCUCCAGAAGCUGUUGGCACAAUCCUUGGAGUUAAUACGGUGAAUGGAGACCUAGGAAGCCCGUCUGAUGACGAGGACAUGCCAGGAAGUCAUCACGACAGCCCUGUUUGUGCUAAUGGACCAGUGUCUGAGGAAAGUACUGCUGAAGGGACACCCAAGCAUUCUUUCAGGACUAGUUCUACUCUGGAAAUAGACACGGAGGAUUUAACCUCUACUUCUUCAAGGACCUCACCUCCCAGAGGCCGUCAGGAUUCACUUAAUGAUUAUUUAGAUGCUAUCGAACACAAUGGCCCUUCCAGGCCAGGAGCAGGGACCUCCUCUGAGAGGGCCAUGGGAGCCUCUCCAAAACUAAGGAGUAGCUUUCCCACCGACACAAGACUCAAUGCAAUGCUUCAUAUCGAUUCUGAUGAAGAAGACCAUGAGUUCCAGCAAGACCUGGGUUAUCCAUCUUCCUUGGAGGAAGAAGGAGGUUUAAUCAUGUUUAGCAGGGCAUCAAGAACUGAUGAUGGCAGCCUGACGUCUCAGACAAAGCCAGAGGACGACCACCCAGUUGAGAAUGAGGAAGCCUCCAUGCAUGAAGCCGCUUCCCUUGAGGAUAAGCCAGAGAACCUUCCCGAGCUUGCAGAUGUCGCCUUGCCCUCAGUCCCAGCCCCAGAAGAAAGUGAAACUGGCCCAGAGUCUCAACCCAGUGCUGACCAGGGCAGCACUGAGUUGUGUGGCUCUCAGGAGGUAGAUCAGCCCACAAGUGGGGCAGACACGGGGACUUCCGACACAUCAGGAGGAAGCCGAAGAGCCAUCAGUGAGACUGAGUCCCUGGAUCAAGGGUCUGAGCCAUCCCAGGUGUCCUCUGAAACCGAACCCAGUGACCCCGCCAGGACCGAGAGCGUGAGUGAAGCUAGCACCAGGCCUGAGGGAGAGAGUGACCUGGAAGGUGCGGACAGCUCCUGCAACGAGAGCGUGACCACACAGCUGUCCUCAGUGGACACUCGGUGCUCCUCCAUGGAGAGCGCACGGUUUCCCGAAACCCCAGCCUUUUCUUCUCAGGAAGAGGAAGAUGGGGCCUGUGCCGCGGAGCCCCCCAGCAGCAGCCCUGCCGAAGGGCCGCAGGAUCCCAUAUGCACUCCGGGUUCUUUACCUGUGGUACAGGUGCCCAGUGGGGAGGAGGAAGGGCCAGCGACAGAUUCGGCCACUUUACCUGACCAGGAGGAGCUCGGGGAGGUCUGGCAGCGGAGAGGGAGCCUAGAAGGAGCUGCUGCUGCCCCUGAGAGCCAGCCCCAGGAAGAGGGCGAUGCUGGGGACGCCCAAGGCGCUUGUGAAGGGGCCACUGCCCAGGAAGCAGGCGCUACUGGAGGUUCUCAAGCCAAUGGCCACCAGCCUUUGCGGUCACUACCUUCAGUGCGCCAGGAUGUCAGCCGGUACCAGAGGGUGGAUGAGGCUCUCCCACCAAACUGGGAGGCGCGCAUUGACAGCCACGGCAGGAUCUUCUAUGUGGAUCACGUAAACAGAACCACAACGUGGCAGAGGCCGACAGCUCCCCCGGCCCCACAGGUGCUGCAGAGAUCUAACUCCAUACAACAAAUGGAGCAGCUGAACCGGCGAUAUCAGAGCAUCCGCAGAACCAUGACUAAUGAGAGGCCUGAGGAAAAUACCAGUGCUAUUGAUGGGGCAGGGGAGGAAGCCGACUUUCACCAAGCCAGUGCAGAUUUCCGCAGGGAGAACGUCCUGCCCCACUCUACCUCCAGAUCCAGGCUCACGUUGCUGUUACAGUCUCCCCCUGUGAAGUUCCUCAUCAGCCCAGAGUUCUUCACUGUGCUGCAUUCUAACCCUAGUGCCUACCGCAUGUUUACAAACAACACGUGUUUGAAGCACAUGAUCACCAAAGUCCGGCGGGACACCCACCACUUUGAACGCUACCAGCAUAACCGGGACCUCGUGGGGUUCCUCAACAUGUUUGCCAACAAACAGCUGGAGUUGCCGAGGGGCUGGGAGAUGAAACAUGAUCAUCAGGGCAAGGCAUUUUUUGUCGACCACAACUCCCGAACCACCACUUUCAUUGAUCCUCGGCUCCCACUGCAAAGCAGCAGACCCACAAGUGCGCUGGUUCAUCGGCAACACUUGACCAGACAACGUAGCCACAGUGCGGGUGAGGUAGGAGAAGAUUCUCGGCACGCGGGACCGCCGGUUCUCCCCAGGCCGUCCAGCACAUUCAAUACAGUCAGUAGGCCACAGUACCAGGACAUGGUUCCAGUGGCUUAUAAUGACAAGAUUGUUGCAUUUCUGCGUCAGCCCAACAUCUUUGAAAUUCUACAGGAGCGUCAACCUGAUCUUACCAGGAAUCACUCACUCAGGGAGAAGAUCCAAUUUAUCCGAACCGAAGGGACCCCAGGAUUGGUGCGCCUUUCUAGUGAUGCAGACCUUGUUAUGUUGCUAAGCUUAUUUGAAGAAGAGAUCAUGUCCUAUGUGCCUCCACAUGCCUUACUCCACCCCAGCUACUGUCAGUCCCCACGUGGCUCCCCUGUGUCCUCUCCUCAGAACUCACCAGGUACUCAACGUGCCAAUGCCCGUGCUCCAGCCCCUUACAAGCGAGAUUUUGAAGCCAAACUAAGGAACUUCUACAGGAAGUUAGAGACAAAAGGAUAUGGACAAGGCCCAGGGAAAUUAAAGUUAAUUAUCCGAAGAGAUCACUUGCUAGAAGAUGCUUUUAAUCAGAUUAUGGGCUACUCCAGAAAAGAUCUGCAGAGGAAUAAGCUGUAUGUCACCUUCGUCGGGGAGGAAGGGCUGGAUUACAGUGGGCCUUCCAGAGAAUUUUUCUUCCUGGUAUCCAGAGAACUCUUUAACCCUUAUUAUGGCUUAUUUGAGUAUUCAGCCAAUGACACAUACACAGUACAAAUAAGUCCCAUGUCUGCUUUUGUAGACAAUCACCAUGAAUGGUUCCGGUUCAGCGGUAGGAUCCUUGGUCUUGCACUAAUACACCAGUAUUUGUUGGAUGCCUUCUUCACACGGCCCUUUUAUAAGGCUCUACUCAGAAUAUUGUGUGACCUGAGUGACCUAGAAUAUCUUGAUGAAGAAUUCCACCAGAGCUUACAGUGGAUGAAAGACAAUGAUAUCCAUGACAUCCUAGACCUUACGUUCACUGUUAACGAAGAAGUUUUUGGGCAGAUUACUGAACGAGAAUUAAAGCCAGGGGGUGCCAAUAUCCCAGUCACGGAGAAGAACAAGAAGGAGUACAUUGAGAGGAUGGUGAAGUGGAGGAUUGAGAGGGGCGUGGUACAACAAACAGAGAGCUUAGUGCGUGGCUUCUAUGAGGUAGUGGAUGCCAGACUGGUAUCUGUUUUUGAUGCAAGAGAACUGGAACUGGUCAUCGCAGGCACAGCUGAAAUAGACCUAAGUGAUUGGAGAAACAACACAGAAUAUAGAGGAGGAUACCAUGACAAUCAUAUUGUAAUUCGGUGGUUCUGGGCUGCAGUGGAAAGAUUCAACAAUGAACAACGACUAAGGUUGUUACAGUUUGUUACAGGCACAUCCAGCAUUCCCUAUGAAGGAUUCGCAUCCCUCCGGGGGAGUAAUGGCCCAAGAAGAUUCUGUGUGGAGAAAUGGGGGAAAAUCACGGCUCUUCCCAGAGCUCACACUUGUUUUAACCGCCUGGAUCUGCCUCCAUACCCAUCCUUUUCCAUGCUUUAUGAGAAGCUCCUGACAGCAGUUGAAGAGACCAGUACCUUUGGACUUGAGUGAUAUGGAAGCACUAUGCCCAUCUCUUUAUGGACAGGCAAUUUCAGAAGCUGGCUUCCAGAAUGACUGAGCAUUGGAAGUCUCCAGCUUAGGCUUCCAUUAGAGUAAAGCUGAGUGCUGUUAGUUUCCAGGAACAUGUGCUCUCUCACGUUUGGGGACUGGCGAUGAGUCCUCUUGGAAGGAUUUGGGUGAGCUUGAUGCCCAGGGAACAACCCAACAGUCUUUCAAUCAACAGUUCUUGACUGCCAAACCUUUUCCAUUUGUUAUGUUUCAAGACAAAGAUGAACCUAUACAUGAUCAGCUCCAUGGUAAUUUCUAGGGACUCGGGAGAAUCAUGAAACUUACCCUUGAACGUGGUUCAAGCCAAACUGGCAGCACUUGGCCCAAUCUCCAAAUUAUCGCAAGUUAAAUAAUACAAUAAAAACAAAUAUAUUUCCUGAAAAUACAUUCAUUUAAGCCCUACGUUAUAAAAAUAUUCAUUUCUUGCUUAUGAGUGCCUGCAUGGUGUGCACUAUAGGUUUCAGCUUUCACAGGACACAAGUAAAAAUGAAACCAAGUCAAUAUGAGGUAACUUUAAAGAUUUGCAAUAAGGUGGUCUGUGACAAUGUAUAUGCAAGUGGUAUGUGUGUAAUUACGGCUAAAGACAAACUGUUACUCAAUGAAUUACUAAUGACAGAUUCUAUGCUUUAUAAUGCAUGAAAACAAUUUUAAAAUAAUAGCAAUUAAUCACAGCAUAUCAGGAAAAUGUACAAAGUGAGUUCUGUUUCUUUUUAUAGGUUCAUUAUAUUUAUGUUCUUUAAUAUGUAUAUAAGAACCUACCUAUCACACUAUAUGUAUCACCUUUCCAUUUUCAUGUUCCAUGCUUACUCGGGCAUCAUGCUAGUAUGUAUCCUUUUAAGCACUCUCAAGGGAACAAAAGGGCCUUUUAUUUUUAUAAAGGUUAAAACAAAUCCCCGAAAUAAUUUGCACUGAAUGUACCAAAGUCAAAGGGACAUUACAAUAUGACUAACAGCAACUCCAUCACUUGACAAGUAUAAUAGAACGUAGCUUCUAAAUCAAACUUCCUUCACAGUGCCAUGUCAACCACUACAAGGACUGUGCAUCUAAGUAAUAUUUUUUUAAGACUCACUAUAUGUGAUAGUAUGAUAUGCAUUUAUUUAAAAUGCAUUAGACUCUCUUCCAUCCAUCAAAUACUUUCCAGGAUGGCAUUUAAUACAGAUAUUUCGUAUUUCCCCCACUGCUUGUUAUUUGUACAGCAUCAUUAAACACUAAGCUCAGUUAGGGAGCCAUCAGCAACACUGAAGACAUCAGCUCUCUUUAGUAAUAAGAAUUCCAUUUUUCCUCAUCAAUGAAGAUGCCACAAAUGGAAACUCUCAGUACUAUAUUUCUAAGCCUGCAUUUUCACAGAUGCAUAAUUUUCUUAUUAAUAUCAAGAAACAAUUUUUCUAUAUCUCAAAAACUGCAUGACAUCACUACUCUUACUUCUGCUUAAUUUUAAAGAGAGGAUAUCUUUCAUUUUGAUUGCUUUUGGAAUUAUUCCAUACCAUUGUUUGUUCCUUGAUUUAUGGCCAUAACUGAUCAGACGCACAAUAGAAUGAAAUUAAAUUGAGGGAGGUAACAGCAUUGGAUUAACACUUAGUUUGCCAGCCUGUGGGUUUACAGGCACUGUUGGAACUUUUCUUUGAGAAUCAUAUUUAUAAGUAGCCAUGGAAUUCCUAUUAUGGGAUGUUGGCAAUCUUCCAUCUUAUAGAGGUGAUAUGCCCAGUUUUCCUAGGUGUUUUGUAAGAACAGAUAGCUCUCUUGCUGGUUGAACUGUGUAUUCUGUUGGGACCCUUAAGAGCAGUGCCACUCAUGUUGUAUUUCUGCACUAAAGGCAGGUAUUGCAGCAUGGGACAUGUUCUAGGAAAAAGGUUACUGAAAUCUGGAAAGGACAGAGCAAGAUUUAUGCAUAUACUAUAAUUGGGGCGGGAAAAAAAGAAAGAAAGGAGAAAAAGUUUUAACUGGAAAUAUUGGUUUGUACUGAUUGACCAUGAAUACAAGUAUAUAUUUAAUUUUCCAAACUAUUUUUACUCAUUUGUAUUUUUUCAUUAUAAGGAAAAAUAUAUAACAUACUAACACACUUUUUUAAAUCACAUUUUUGAUGUCUCAGAGCUGGCAUUCUCUAAACAGCUGAUAUAGAAGGUUGCAUCUUUUUUUCAAAAAUACAUUCAUAGGCCAUGUUAAUGUUCAUUUUGGUUUGAAACACUGUUAUCAUAUGCCAUAUCACUAGGUAAAAAUUUGAAAUAAAAUGUAUCUCUUUUCUUUCUAACAAAUAUAUUUCUUUGUUAAAGCAUCCAGCUUCUCAAAUAACAGUACUCUUUGGUAUAUGCAGACAUUCUUAAUUAGAAUUAUCUAGUUGACACCAUUCUCAGAAUUGGAAUUUACCAAAGAUAUACUUAGCAUAUCAGAAAACCAGGACUGGGGAUGUAGCUCAGUGGUAGAGUGCUUCCCUGAUAUGUGCAAGCCCCUGACCUUAAUCCCCAGUGUCAAAAAACAAACAGAAAAGCUUAUCAGAAAACCAUGAUAGCCUAUUUUUUUCUUCUUCAUUAGUAAAACAAAAAGAAGCCAAUAAUAACUAUAUAAAAUAUUAAAAUAUGCUCCACACAUAAAUUAGUCUUUAAUAUAAUCUAUAAUUACAUAUAUCCAUAAAUAUUUUCUUCUGGAUUGUGACCUCAGAUAGCUCUAGUUUUCUUUAAAACACACAAGUGAUGCUCCUUAUACUCUAAAAGACAGUUAUGAUACAUCAUAUAAGUAGGCAGAACAUCUCUUGGGUACGAAAACAGGCACACUGUUGCCAUUCCUCUGUGUCCAUCACUGUGUUUGAUGAGGGAGAUACGAAAUUCUAAAUCCAUCCUUUAGAAGCUCACAGUCUAGUAGAGGAGACACUAUGAUUCCCAAAAAUAUGUUCAAUAAAAAUUGUUAAGUUCUACAAUCAAGGAAUGAAGAGGGAACAGAUUAUCCAUCUGGGAGAUUCCAUCACAACUUCAUACAUGGGAGACAGUGUGACUGAAAUAAAUCACAUAAAUGCUGUUUCUGCUGAAAAUAAUGUGUCAAUAUUAGUGAUGUAUUGAGACCCAGAAUGCAUUUGCACAAUGAGAAUUUAAAGGUAUAAUAAAGUGUGUAGGUGGGGAGCUGAACUGUGAAGAAGCAACUCCAGGAUCUUCUAAUUAUCAAAGAAAUGCCAAAAUCAAGUCUGAUCAUGUCCCUGUUUCCCUUCUUCUGUACUACAACAUACCUUCGAUUUACAGGGUAAAGAAUUCCAAUCCCUGAGUCCAAACCACUUACAGAAUCAAAACAUUUUUCUUGUGCACAGAAUGAAUGGAUUGGGAUCAAAGAAGUACAGUCACGAUUUUCUAGCAUAUGUUGUAUAUAUAAUUUAGUAGAAAUUCUGUAAUCUGGAAAAAACAAUUGAACUAGAAAGGAAAUAAAUUUUGCAAAUUUAGGAUAUAGCUGCAAGUGACAUUCUCCAUCAUUUAAACUCAAGUCUCAAGGAAGUAAGAUGGUUAAAAUCUAGCCAUCACCAGCACAACAAUCAAAAAUGGUGAAAUGCACUCAAAUGAUGAUUAAGGUAAAACAUGUCUGCAUAGUGCUUAGGAGUUCCGAAGUACAUUUCAGGCACAUUAUCUCUUGAUCCUCAGGUACUUUGUUGGAAAGAAGUAUCAAGUCCUACCUGGGCUGUGGUUGAUUCUCAUGGAUGACUUGUGGAAUCCAUUUCAGUACUUUAUAGUCACAAUUCUGUGUUUCAUCUCAAGUGAUAUAGAGACUAAUGUUUGUACUGGACAUUCCACUUCCAGCCAGUUUUGUAAGAUGCUUCAUUCACCCAAACUCUCACUUGCUUAAAUGUGAUACCUUCUGGAAAGUCUAUGAGGAAAUCAAUAUAUUAAUGGACACAACUACUCAUCAACGCAUAAUUUUUACUCAUCACGAGAAAUUUAAAACAGGCAAUUUGAUUGCUUUUGUGUAUUUAUAUAGUAUAAUUUCAUUUUAUCAACUAUCAUUUGAAAGAAAGAUCAUGGAAAAGGUACUAAUCAGAAACCCUAUUUAAGGUUUAAAUUUUUAAUAAUCAUGGAUCUAGAAAACCCUGGUAGCUGAAUUGCAAUGGUAGUGGAGGAAGGAACCACUCUUGUCUCUUUUUCUCCCCAUCUUCCUCACAAUUGUCCAAUAAUUUUUUUUUCUAACCUUUUGCACAAAUUUUAAGAGUUGAUCAUUUCUGAGACAAACAUCUUAUAAGGAGAGUCUAGAAGUGUGACCAACUAUCUUAUUCAGGAAACUCCAGAGGGAGGGUAAAUGAUGCAAUACCAUCAUUAAAAGAUAUCAGGAACCCUGCAUAAUAAUAAUAAUAAUAAUAAUAAUAAUAGUAAUAAUAAUAAUCAUCAUCAUGCAUAUGAAGAAUGUGUAAUCUCUAGGCUGAGUCUGAGUUUCAGACCCUCUUCUUCCAUUUCAUCUGCUUUCAGGUUUAUUUGAUGAGUGGCAACACUCUAGAUCUUAGCCAUCUUACUUCCAUGAGACUUGAGUUUAAAUUAAUGAGUCACCUGUUACUAUAUUCUAACUUCACAAAACUUAUUUUCUUCCUAGUUCAAUUGUGUUUUCCAGAUGAAGUUGUCUAGUGUGGAAGCAAAGAAAUGCCAGUAAUAUUAAAGCUUUCUGAGUUGUGGCCUAAUGCUACCCACAAAAAGGUUGAUAAAAAUAAAAGUGGAAAAGAGGAGCCCAGCAGUUUGCCAACCCCAAAAAUGUAAUGCUAAUUAUUGACCGAUCUUAAGAUUCAGGGCAGUUAACUGCAUCCCAAGGUGUGGUGCAAAGGACAGAAUUUGUGAGCUACCCAUAUAGUAGCUGAGGGAACAUUAACAAGGGUGGAAGAAUCAUCUUAGAGCAUGCUGGUGGGGGCAGGAACAUAUUCCAUUUUGGUUUCUUUGAGAAGGAGAAUGGGUCACUGCCUAAGUAAGGCACUGCUUAGAAAUCUACCUGAUAGGAAAUAACCUCAUUUUAUAACUUCGGUAACUUAACGUUUUCUGUAUUCAAGAAAGGAAUUUAGCCCCAAAACAUUCAAGUUGACUAUAGCUUAAUCAGGAGAUUCAACAAUUUUUGCAUUCAAUUAUGUUGUAGAUUUCUUAAAUUUAAGAGUUAUUGUUACUACUAUCAAACACUAUAUGAAAUAAAAGAAAGGUCCCUUUAUUUCAUUAUGCUUAAUUUGGCUUUUUUUUUCAGACAUUCUUUGAUGUUAGAAUAGCUUUUAGGACAUUUUCAUGGUGCCCAUUAAUAAAUGUUCCCUGUAAUCUAUCUAGAAAGCAAAAUCCUCUUUGAGGUUACUGAAUUGCAAACAAGACCUAAUCAGUGUUUCCAAUUCAAUAAGUUAAUCAAGACAAGAAAUACAUUUGCUUAGGUUUUUAUCUGCAAGGUACUUUAUUUGGCUUUCAUGAUCAAAUAGCCUCGUGGAAUAGGAUGGUCACAGUUAUAUGGUUUCUUUGGAAAACAGGAGAAUCAAACGUCUAUUUGUGAUUUUUAUGUCUAGUGGCCUUGGGCAGGUGAUAUCUUUAUAUCCAACUUUCUUGUAAGAUAUUACACCCUGAGGAGUGUUGAUAGGCAUGUUGUAUGAUUCAAACUGAAUCAGCUAUUACUGAUGCAGGUAAGGAACCAUCAGUAAACUUCUGGUUACUAUCACCUUCUGUAAAAAAGGAUGGAUGAUGUUCAAGAAAUACCUUGGAAGGAUUAACCAGGAAACACACAGGACUGAAUGUUCUUUUAGGACCCUGAUGCUCUAAAGAUGUAAUUACAAACUAUUUUUCUUCAUAUGAUAUUAUAAGUAAAAUUUGGGGCUGUUUAAAUGUUGGAAAGUGCAUAAGAUAACAUGUUUUUAUAAUAGGGAUGCAGGCAUUCCAAAACAAAUGAAUAAAAAUACAUGCAUCUCUCUUGCCUCUUACUGAAAGUAUUAAUCUAAUUUUAUAAUAAUGCUUACUUUUUAAUAUUGAGGCUCUGUAAAAAAAAAUUAUUUCUAAAAUUUCAGUAGAGCACAGGUGGUGUAUUUUUUUAAGCCUUUUCAUUUCCUUCACUAACCCCACCCAUUAUGUCCACUACACCAUGCAUCACAGUUCAGAGCAAUGUUUCUAUUUUUGUUGAGUUGAUUUAAGCUUCAUAUUUAUUCAUGUGACUUUUAAUAGAGAAUAAUAAUGGAAGAUAUUUGUUAUUAGAAUUAAGAUUAUACAGCUCUCAUUUCAUCUUACAUUUAAAUUUCUUUUCUUCUUUUCAAAGCAAAUAAUACAGGUUGUUGAUAUCCUAGAAAUGGUAUGUGGGUGAUAUUAUAUGGAGCCUAAGACUCCGAAUCCUGGACUAGUUGUUCAUUUUCUGGGAAGUCUGUAUUCUUAUCCUCACCAGAACCCCCAAUUCUUGUGUUGUAUUUUUUAUGAUUAUGAAAUGCUUUGAGGUAAAGAUAUUUUAAUGUGUACAAUUUGUUUUAUUUUCAUACUGAUCUCUAUUUUUGUUUAAAACCAUGUUACAUCAUGAAAUCACUUAAUCCAAAAUAAAUCUUCU
This is a messenger RNA of Sciurus carolinensis (gray squirrel), 11515 nucleotides long. RefSeq names its product HECT, C2 and WW domain containing E3 ubiquitin protein ligase 2 (gene Hecw2). Gene Ontology annotation, molecular function: ubiquitin-protein transferase activity; protein binding. NCBI's taxonomy places the organism in Eukaryota, Metazoa, Chordata, Mammalia, Rodentia, Sciuridae. Bases 233 to 4954 code for a protein of 1573 amino acids. The transcript is spliced from 29 exons. The record is from RefSeq and is a predicted model, not a curated record. Gene Ontology annotation, biological process: regulation of dendrite morphogenesis.